This is a messenger RNA of Caretta caretta (loggerhead turtle), 2859 nucleotides long. RefSeq names its product RAD51 paralog D (gene RAD51D). NCBI's taxonomy places the organism in Eukaryota, Metazoa, Chordata, Testudines, Cheloniidae. Gene Ontology annotation, molecular function: ATP binding; ATP hydrolysis activity; single-stranded DNA binding. Gene Ontology annotation, cellular component: replication fork; Rad51B-Rad51C-Rad51D-XRCC2 complex; microtubule organizing center. Gene Ontology annotation, biological process: DNA strand invasion; double-strand break repair via homologous recombination; reciprocal meiotic recombination. The record is from RefSeq and is a predicted model, not a curated record.
GAACCCGGCAGAGGAGCAGGAAGUGGAGGCAGAGUCAGCCUUGGGGAGCUGAGCUGGGGAUCUGAGCUGUGUGGGGCAUGGUGCGCGCAGGGUGCAGGACUGCGUGGCGCUCGGCCUCCCCACAUGUCGAUCCUGUCCCCAUCCCUUCAGGGGCUGUCACAGGGACAUGGUGAUACUCCGAGCAGGCCUCUGCCCCGGCCUCACGGCAGAGAUGAUCCAGCUUCUGAAAGCCAACAGCAUUGCAACAGUGGUGGACCUUGUCUCCUCGGACCUGGAGGAAGUUGCCCGGAAGUGCUCCCUGUCCUACAAGGCCCUGGUCGCCGUGAGACGUGUGUUGCUGGCACAGUUUUCAGCUUUUCCUGUCAACGGGGCGGAUCUCUACGAGGAACUCAAGAGCUCCACAGCCAUCCUGUCCACAGGGAGUGAGAGCUUGGACAAGCUGCUGGACUCUGGCCUGUACACUGGGGAAGUGACCGAGCUCACAGGAGCACCUGGCAGUGGCAAGACACAGGUGUGCCUCAGCAUAGCCGUGAGCUCGUCCCACGACCUCAAGCAGAAUGUCCUCUACGUCGACUCCACGGGCGGGUUCACGGCCUCUCGCCUGCUCCAGCUGGCUCAGACCAGGACGGGGGAUGAGGAGGAGCAGGUGGAGGCUCUGCAGAGGAUUCAGGUGGCCCGGGUGUUCGACGUCUAUAAAAUGCUGGAUGUGUUACAGGAGCUGCGGUGCAGCGUGUCCCAGGAGGUCCUGAGCUCCUCGGGGCCGGUGAAGGUGCUGGUGGUUGACUCUGUCUCAGCUGUGAUUUGCCCGCUCCUCGGAGGCAGGCAGGCGGAGGGCUUGGCCCUCAUGAUGCAGCUGGCCAGGGAACUGAAGACGCUCGCCAGAGAACUUAACGUGGCUGUGGUGGUGACUAACCACGUGACGAGAGAUGGCAGCAGUGGUCACCUGAAACCAGCCCUAGGUCGCUCCUGGAGUUUUGUGCCCAGCACCCGGGUGCUGUUAGAGAGCAGAGAAGGCACUUGGGGAAAAGCUAGCACCCGUCGCAUUGCUUCCUUAACAAAAUCGCCCCGGCAGCCAACUGGGAUUGAGGUGGAGCUGGACAUCGGAAGCUGUGGGGUAUUGGAUGAGAGCCCAGCCGCUUCCGGAGCGGGAUGCUGAUGGAGAGUGAAAAGUGAACAGCAGAUUACAAGGGCCUUUACUGUGGGCAGUAAUAUUAGCUGCAAAGGUGAAGACUGCAGAGCCAUCCCAGGAGAGAUGCUUGGAGUCCCAGAAGAAAGGACUGUAGAAACUGGGCUGUUUCCUAUUGUCCCCGCCAGUUAAGGAACUCCCUCAUCCUGGACAAGAGAGGUUUGGGCUUCAAGGAGAGCUCGGAGGAAUGCGUCUGAGUCGGACAAGCGCGGUGUGUGGCUGUACCACUCUUCUGGAGUGCGUUAAAACCACAGGCCCUUUCCUGGGGGUUUUGUGGAUUGUCAGGGGAACCUUUGUCUCAGGGUGUCGUGAGGUGAAAGGGAAUUUUGCUGAAUUCUUUGCUGGGUAAACACCAGACUGUUGGUAACGUGGCUUUUUAUAGCUGCCUGAUCCCAGAACCUCCAGCCCUCUGGUGAGGGUCCCUGGGAGGCCUCAAUAAAGAAUACCAUCAAGACCUUCAGGAGCUGGAAUUCCAUCUACUGUAGCAGCCAUUAGUUUUAGUCCUGUUCUACCUCUAAAGGGUCAUCACUACAGCAGCCUUCAGGCCUGGGUCCCGCUCUGCUUAUUCUGUCGCAGCACGAGGGUGGACACAGGCUGCUGAAGAGAAACCACAAGAGAAGUUCUCAGAGCUUUUUAUGGUCACAUUUUUGCUACCCAGAUUGUCGGUGGGAGUAUUGGUAUUUUGGUAUAUUGCAUAAAGAAUUGCUGGAAAAAGGUAUAAGUAUCUUGGGCCAGAUCCUUAGCUGGUGCAAACUGGGUGUUGCUCCUGACUGACAGCAGUGGCAGAUCUGGUCCUGUGUUUACGCACUUCUUGGCUGAUGUAUUUGAUACCGCUUUCUGUAUUCCUUUGACUCAUUUUUAAAAAAAUUAUUAUUAUAAGGAAUAUUUUGCGUGGAAAACAGGAACUUUGUUUUAAUGAGGUUAUUCUAGACCAGCUGCUGCGCCUGCAAAUGAUCACGAUUUCAGGUGAGGACAGAUGGACUCUAAGGCCUGGCCUGAACUCAGGGAACAGUACAAAAAAACACACACCCCCGAUUUAGCUGAAUCAGUGUUUGCACCGGUGAGAACAUUAGUGUAGACAAGGCUCUGGUCUCUGGAUCCAUUUUUACCAUCACGUUGAUUAGACUUGCUUUUCGCUAAUGCUGCGAUGUAAACCGGUCCAGCUUCUUUCUAUACCAUGGCUCCCAUUCCUGCUGGCACUGCUCUAGCCAAACUGGUGUUUGACUCAGGAAGGAGUUUUUGUAAAUUUCCCCAGAGUACAAAUGGACUUACGGUCUAUUUUCUAUUUUCGUCUGCAGGCAAAUGUCCCUGGUAAUGAAAGGAGCAAAGAAACACACAAAAGGGAUCUGAGAUUUCGGUCUAAUUGCCCUAAAUUGCAUGUUUUUCAGAAUUUCCCAGGAGGCAGCAGCAGGUCUGGGUUUUGCUACCAUUGGAUUUUGUUUGUCACCUGUGUGUUGCUACAGUGCUUGUGAGAACCCAAGAUCUCUGUUCUCUCAGGGAUAUAAUUUAACAAGAAGGUGUACAACACCUUCCAUUAACUCAGCCAACCAACAAUGUAAUGCGUAUGCAUUGCUGUGUGAGAACAAUAAGCACAAUAGCUAAGUCAACAUGGUAGUCUAGGAAAGUAGCAAAGAACCAUGUGACCAGAUAUAAAUAAAAUAGGUUUAACAUCA